Molecule: messenger RNA, 9846 nt
Organism: Gigantopelta aegis
Lineage: Eukaryota; Metazoa; Mollusca; Gastropoda; Neomphalida; Peltospiridae
Product: ectopic P granules protein 5 homolog
Exons: 46
Coding region: 46-8607 (2853 amino acids)
Biological process (GO): autophagosome maturation
Cellular component (GO): cytoplasm
Source: RefSeq, a predicted model, not a curated record
CAAUAACAAAAUAAUACGACCACCUGACUCUGCUGACAGGCAGAAAUGGCAGAAGCUGUAAGAGAAAACCCCAGGAAAUCAAAGGGAGGUGAAACCAAACAAAAGAAAAGUAAAUUAAGGACAAAAGAUGUUGUGAAAACACAUCAAUCUCCAGAACUUUGUACUACUACACAAGAGUCUUCAUGUCCUAGUCUUAAAGAAGUCUGCGAGGAGGAAAAAAGUGACUCCACAACUGUAGCAGAAUCAGAAGAAACAAUUUCUCUUGACAAACCUUUGCAUCACAAAGAUGAAGUUGUCAAAGAAUUGGAGGAAUCAUCUUUGGAUGGAAAGGAAAUGGGGGCGCCUCCACCUGAUCCAGAUGGGUUACUGGGGGUUGCUGCAGGUGAAAAGGUGGAGGAAAAGACAGCUGAUACUGAAGAGAGUGUGUCAGCACACAGUGAAGCAAAUACACAAUGUUCACAGACUCCUAUUACUGACUCUCUUGUUCAUUGUGCAGAAGGAACUGAUAUAUUUACAUCUGAAAUUUUUUUGUCAGGUGAAGAUAAUGUGAAAGAUACAGAGGCAUCAUUUGUAGAUCAAAAGGCAGUGGGUGAUGUUUUACCAGAUCGAGGUGGUUCAGUAAUAGCUGGAUGCGAAGAAACAGAUCAGAUUGAAGAAAGUGCUAAAUCAGAAGCUGUAGAAAGUGUUCAGAUAGAUACUGAGAUACCAACUGAUCCACAUGGUUCAGUAAUAGCUGGAUGUGAAGAGACAGAACAGAAGACAGAUCAGAUUGAAGAAAGUGCUAAAUCAGAAGCUGUAGAAAGUGUUCAGAUAGAUACUGAGAUACCAGCUGAUCCGCAUGGUUCAGUAAUAGCUGGAUGUGAAGAGACAGAACAGAAGACAGAUCAGAAUGAAGAAAGUGCUAAAUCAGAAGAUGUAGAAAGUGUUCAGAUAGAUACUGAGAUGCCAGCUGAUCUAAAUGCUUCAGUAGGAGCUGGAUGUGAAAAGAUGGAACAGAAAACAGACCAAACUGAAGAACUUGUUGCAGCAGAAUCUAUAGAAAGUGUUAAGUUAGAUACUAAAGCAGAUUCUGAAGGCUUAAAUAUUCCUAUUAUUGAAUGUGGAAUUGGAACAUUAAAACUUAAACCAAUUCAAGAUGUUAGUUCUGUCAGUGACAAGGAGGUUGAGAACACACAUAGAAAACAAUCUCCCAUUUUCAAAACUGGUGAGCUUAGUUCUGUUAAUACAGAAAUAUCCAAGAUAUCUAUAUGUGAUAGUGCUACUACUAUUGAAAACAUUGAGGCUGGACCAACUGGGGUGGAUUGUAAUGUUACUGAGUUUGAAGUUUCUCCCAGUGAGGUGCUUAACCCAGGUGAAAAAACAGAAUCCUCUCAAUCAGUAUCUCAUAUGUUAUUUGAUGUUCCACAAAUGAACAAGGAACAGUCCAUGACACAACCCAGUCAGACUGACAUCAAAUCAUCUCAUCUCAAAGAGGAACCAGUUCCUUUAGCUGAGCAAGGUCUUGCAUCAGCCAUGGCAGGCAUAUCAAAAGAACAUACAAAAGAGAAACAAGUUCAAAAUGUAGUAUCCCAAAAAGAAAAUCAAGAAAAAGUCAUGCACAGAAAGGUGUAUCGAGAAGCGACAGAUCAGAAAACGGUCAAACCAAUGACUAUGGAGCAGAUUCAAGCACUUUACUACAAUCAGCAGCUGUUGAAAAACCCACAGAUAAUAGAGAAAUUCAUUCAGAAUGAAGCAAAAAAGGAAUCCCAUGAGUUCUAUGAAAUCCUACUGAAUUACUAUCGCUCACGUAAGAAUCUGUUGAGUGCCGAAGAUGAUAUUGCCAUUCUACAGAAAGCAUAUAGCCAGCUGAUGGAAGAAGUCUGGAUUACAACUACACACACAGUCACUGCCCAGGGUCAGUGUGGUGAUGGUUCCAAGGUCUCUACAACCCAUAUGUACGAGAUGUGUAAACUGAAUACAUCCGCGAUUGAGAGUAUGAGCCAGACUCUGCUGACCAUCCGAGAAGAGGUCCAACAGAAGUUGUCAUUGUAUGCCUAUUCCUCACAGCUGUCCAGACUGCAAGUUGAAUCAUAUUUGUAUUCAUUUUUAACCAAAUCACCAGCUUUGAAAAACAUUCCAAAAAAUGCUCCCAUUCAAGUUCUCCUUGUUCAGAAGGCUGAAUAUUCACACCAAAUUGGGAAACUCAAGGAUUGUAUCUCUGUGCUGUUCAUGUUCCACCGGCGUCCAAGCAGGGACCGGGAAUUUCUUAACAACAUUCGGCAGUGGACACAGAAACUGGUUGCAACACUUCUGCGCUUAGCAACAUUUGAAGAUCAUUUGUUUAUACUGAACCACAUCCUGAGGUGCCCAGCUGGAGUUGGGACGUGGGCUACUAAAUUGGUUCAAGUCCCACCACCGCCACCGGCAGACACAGCAGGAGGUUUCGGAAGUCCUUUGUUGGAUCACCUUGUCACUGAAUUGUCGACGCUGUUACAACCCACCAUUGCCCGGGAAGACUUCAUGUGUCAGAUGAGAACCUCAGUGAGCCCACAGAGUGUUCAGAUGGAAAACACGUGGAUCAUGGUCGAUUCAGAUGGGGAAGAAGAUGAAGACCCCAGCAAUCUUUGGUUAUACCUCCAUGAAAAUGAUAUCGUAUCAAUUCUGAAGCAGUUUCCGGUCACUUUAGUGUUUGCUCACGUACUCAAAGCAUCCGUCCAAUUUUCUGGAAAUGUGAAAUAUGACAUUCACCUCACCACAGAGGCUGUGAUUAUUCGUGUGUUUGCGUUUGCCACGAUAUGGAUCACAAUUCUUGGUGACGGGCUGAAGACAUACAGCAUGACUCGGUAUCGCCAGCUCAAUAAGCGGCUUGGCAAGAUGAUCAGACAAACUGUUUCCUUUGUGUCCGAUCACUGGCUCAACUUCAAGGCGUACAACGCCAGCCGUCUACCCCCUGCCACACUGGAGAGACUGCAGCUGGAGUUUGACCACUUCUUCAUGAGAUCCACUGACUGUAUUCUCACAGCUCAGAAAUUUCAUGACCCUUUGUGGCAACUGGGAUCGUGGCAGUUUAUGGCAGAUAUGCCAUACACCUGUGUUUCUAGUGAGAGUAUGUGGCAGUUACUGUACAUCCUUCAUCACGGUCAAGGUCAUUCUCUAGAUCUCGAUUCCCUGCCAACUGUGGAAUUCUGUCGGGGGUAUUUGAAAGAUCCAGACAGCCGACAGCAGCUGGCAGACAACCUGAUGAACCUGCAGACCAGUGAGACCAUCUACCUGUUAACGACAUUUGCCAACAUGGCGCAGUGCCGCUCUGGUGUCGAAGCGGAAUUCAUUGAGACUGUAGCUUUUGGUGUCUUUGAGAUAUCCUACGUCUGCAGUCAUACCAGAGAAUUUUGUUCCAAGGUUGGCCGUGAAUUGUUGUAUACUAUUAUGAUCAAACACCCAUUCAUCUUGUCCCUACUUCUACAGAGGGUUAAGGAAGUCAUGUCACAAGUGGGAAUGAUGUCCCUGUACCUGUUUCAAGACCUUCCAAUCCAGAAGUGGAUGCCGUCUGACCCCGAUAUGCUGACAUUGAGACAGUGGCUGUUAACACAUGACUUGUCUCAGGCAGAAAACCAGCUUGCCAGGAGCGUUCUUAGUCACAUGAACUGGAACAUCAGUGAACAAACUGGUAAACCAGUCUUGCCAAUACGACUACACCGGCAAGUUGCUCUGCUGAUAGUGGAAGCUUACAACAAGUACAUUUCAAACCGCAAUAUGAGCUCUAUCAUUGGUGAAGGAAUACGUCAGAUGGCUUCAGUAGUGAGACAGAAUCAAACAAGUGAACAACAUUUCAACAACUGGGCUUGGGACUUGGUACUCAAGUUAAAGCUGCACAGCUACUCCAUUCCGUCAAACUUGCAGGAAUGUAGCCCUCCAGAUAUGGCCAAAGAUGAUUGGCUCUUGCCUCUUGGCAAGGGCGUGACACAAAAAAACCCAAUGGCUUGUUAUGUGGCAUUGGUUAUGUCCAACAUAGGCCAUGAUAUUACAAGUUUUACCACAGAGGGCAUGGACCAUCUCCAGAAUCUGCUGGCCUGUAACCAGUUCACUGCAGCCAUUCACGUGAUCAGCUGCCUCGUGCCGUACUUCAACCAGAGAUCGCAGUACUUCCCACAGAGUGACGGGUUCCAGAAGGUCCUACAAAUGAUUCUGUCAGCAGACGAAUCCUUGUUCAAGAUCGCCAAGUCUGUGCUGAGUUAUGACUUCCCUGGGGCCAUAACAAAGCAGCUAACAGAUAUGAUCCAAUCUGAGAUCUUGCAGCAUCUGUCUGACAGUAGUGCAAGUUCCAUCAUCGUCUUCUGGCUGAGUGUUCUUCUGAAGUCGCCUAAAGGAAUCACUGACAGAAACUACUGCUUUGUGGUCGACAGUUUGAUCCGAUGUACCUUUACACUGAAGGGAACCUACAUUGAGAUUGAAGAAGUCUUUAGUAAGACCUUUGAGACCCUGUUGCGGAGUGACAAGGGUCGAGGUGUGAUGUCAUCUGUGGUUUCGUGGAUUGCCUCGGGGGUGACGUUGCCGUCGUUGAUGGAGAGAAGUUCGAUGCCGGAGUUCACGUGGCUCGCCUACAUGGUCCUGCACACCGAGGGGGCAUCCAGGGUUUGUACUCAACUCUGGCUCAACAUUCAGCAGGAGAUGCACAGCAAUCCCAAGUUACCAGCAGACCAGGCGCACCGGCAAUCGGUAGUGAAGUUGAAACUGGAGCAGGCUCCAGCAUUCCAUCGUCUGAACAUCUAUCGCUGGGCGCAGCAGGCCCUUGAUGCACCGGUUAGUCACCCACUGCUGCCAGUUCUCUACCAGAGAUUCUUCAACCUCUACCUGUCAAGACUUGUCACAGAGUCCAGUUUACCGCAGAGAGCCAGUGUUGGCGAAAGAUUCUUUGAGAGCAUGAGUUAUUCCUCCAUGUUGAAGAAGAUGAAAAAGAGGCUGGCGGAAGCGGCCGACUACCACAUGAACUACAAGCCUGCAGAAGAUGCAGCCGCACUGGGCGGUAGUCAGAAUGACAAAUACGCCAGCUCCAAGGAACUGCAUCAGAAACUGGCCAGGUUGUAUCAGACGUUUGCUCUGUGGCUGGACGAGCCCCGACUCCACGACGCCAACCUCUACCUGCCGGCUCUUCCACCCCAGUACGAGUCAGCUAGGCUCUUACAGGUCUUCCAAAUGAAAAUGAAGCCAUGGCUGGACUUGGUGGAUCUCGAUGGAGUGCAAUAUUUACUGAGUCUCGGUGCCGAAGACUGGAGAAAAGUUAUCAACUCUUUACUAGAACCUGAUCCAAAAUGUUUUCAAGGGAAGGAAGAGGAGGCUGCAAGUGCUGCAGAAAGAAUUGUUCGAAGGUUAAGAAACACUGAAUCUGUAGAAGAUCCUCCACCACUGGUGACCUUGACAGCUCCUGUGCCUGAAAUCAGUGUGUCCAUCAUUGGAGAAAAAUCACCUUUCAUGCAUCUGAUGAAAGCAGAUUUAAAUGUUCUCAGGGAUUAUACAAGGAUUUUUGCAACAUGUACUGCUCGUCACUGUGCUGUGGAUGAGACGUACUUGGAUCUUCUACCAGAGCUGUAUUCUAACGUGUGGAGAGAGGUGACUUUGACCAUUGAAUGCAAAAGCAAAGUCAACCCACUUCACCGCUGUUCUAAUCCUGCUGUUACUAACGUCAGGGUGAAUGAGAAACAGCGGAAUGAGAUCAUACAGCGAAAGAUGGACGAGAAUCGCGCUGAGUACAAACAGGUGAUGAUUGAGGGUCUGCUGCCUCCUCCACAGAAUGUCUGCAUUGCUGCCGUCCACGUGGAAAACGCAAUCACACUGUUAAUCAAGCGGUGUCAGUCGAGCACAGAUGAUGCUCUGCGGACUGUGUUGUUCGACAUUGCCAGCUCAUUGUUCUUCUACCUGGCCUCCAUGGUGAAUGAGGAGACAAACUUCUACCCUCCCACUAAACAGUUCUUUAUAUCCUGCACUGAGAUACUGGGGAAGGAGUUUGUGUCCCGGGACCCGCUGCAGACAUGCAUGGUUCUACAGAUGUGUUUAGACCAACCAUCGCUGUCUGGACUGAUCUCCCCCCACUUUGUGCCUGCCAACAGCCCCCAGCACUUCAUCGACAUGUACGAACAGCUCAUCCACGUCCUACAGCAACAGAACAUGGAUCUCGUCUUCAUGCUGCUCACAAAGUUUGAUGUCUGGUCAUGGCUGGAGAAUGUGAAGCCACCUCAAGUGGAGAAGAAAAGGUUUAUUGAUAUCCUUGGUUCCGCGCUGAUGGCUUGUGGAGCCGAGCCUGAGAAACAGACGAAACUUGUCUUUGAUUUUUACUGUGGUCACCUUCGAAGCUUCCUUCAAAACAACUUUCCCAGCAAUAUUUCAGAGGUUAUCAAUGUGGUUCUUCAAGGUUCGACAUCUGAGAGGCUUCACGUUCAGUGCUGGGAGAUUCUCUGUAUUGAGUGUUUCAUGGUGACACCACAAACAACGGAUUCGAGUCAGAGGAAAACAUCUGUGAACUUUAACAUGACGGAAGUGGAGGCCUGUACCGACACCAUGCUCAGUACGACACAGGUAAAGGAGAUUCACCAAUGGUUUGGUAGCUACUUUCUGCAAGUCAGACUCACCGACAUGGAUGCAGCCACGUUUGGUCUGUACCCGAAGUUGGGCCGAUACGUUCCCUACAUUGCCCAGUUCAUCGGAGGAUUCAUGAGAAGUCUCGUCACAAAGAUGAUGCCAAAUGUAUCCGAAAUGAAUCCAUAUCAAGUUAUUGAACUAGUAUGGACAGAACUGGUACAGGUGUUUUCUCCCUGGAUACAGCAUCUUGGAAACAAGGAACAAACGCUCUUUCCGUGGACUGAGGGUGACACAUUGGUUGCUAUGUCCAUGGUUACUAUGUUCAGGAAAGUGGUGGAAUUUCUUAUUGCUCAGCUUUCAGUUACAGCGGCGGAAUACAGUGCUGGGGUGCUUGCCCUGUUGUUGAUGUACUAUGCCACUGGCCUGUGUACGAAGACGACCCCACCCUACAUCUCCGACCUCUACCUCCAGCAGUUCAAACUCUUACCCUGGGAGAAACUUCGACCUGACCUACAGCUGCUGGAAACCAUAGCUCAGAUGAAAGAGAGAACAUCCCCGAACUGCUUCAAGCUGGUGAGCCACCUGCUGCCCAGGCUGGCGUGGCCAGACAUUCUGCAGUACUACCAGAUGUGUCAGCCACCUGACGUGGUGUUCCGCAUUCAGGCCGCGCUUCUGCUGCUGCUCAUACAGACCUACGGAGAUCGGGAGAUGUUACAGGAAGAGAACACAGUACAGCUGUUGCAGUCAGCAGAGAACUUUGAUUGGAGCUUUGUAACCCUGCCGAGUUUCCAGACAUCCAACAACUGGUUUUUACAAGUGUGUGAUCCGAAAUGUGUUCUGUCAGAGAGGUCAUCCCCAGCUGCGGUGGGACUCAGAUUAUUGAAAGUUGCCGCUGGUUUCAAUUCGCGCACGGACAUGCCAUGGUCACCUGACCUGUCGUCACGGCGAGUGAUGUACAUGCACACAGUCACCCAGCUGUUGUGUCAGUGCACGUAUUUCCAGGACGUGGAGAUGAGUACCAUCGGAACCGUCAUCGUCAAUCUGCUCACGGAAAUAGAAAUGGUCGAAACAUCUGUGAUUGACACGAGGACACAGCAGGAGGAAUCUCUUGCACUCAUCAAAGAACUGCUGAGUCUGCUGAAUAACUGUAACCCAGACGGUGAGGCUCUGGACAUAGUCAUAAUGACCAUCACGCAGUGGUUGCAGGACUCCCCGCAGAGCAUCCUACUCACGCCCUGCAUCAAGGCCGCCUCGCGCUGCCUCGCAUCGCUCAAACAGAUGGUGCAGAUCAUGGAAGCCUGUAUCGAAGUCUUCUUCACUGCUGAAAUGGACUCUGUACAUGGAGCUGAGUGGGGUCUGAUUCUGGAAGUGAUCCAGAUGCCCGAACUGAAUGUGGAGGAGUGCAUAAAGGAGGCGGUGGUCGAAGGGUCCUACCUGCUCCUACAUGCCCACGUGCUUCAGCAACUUGCCUUGUGCCAGAACUAUGAAGACGAGGCCAAGAUCACCAACAGCCUCAUAGAGUGGUCCACUGAGGCAAAGCCAGAUUCGGAGAAUGAAGGGAAGCUUCUGUUGUGGUGGCACCAGUUCCUGCACCUGUUGUUAAAACAGCUUCGUGAGAACGGCUCCAAGUUCAUCUUCACCAAACAGCUGAAUCACUUCGUAACAGUGCUGCACAGUCUCGGCGAGGACCGGGCAUCCUCCGGGCUUCUUGGAGCCAUCGGAUUCGGGAAAAAGUCACAGCUUUCCUGCAGAUUCCGUAUAAUAUGCCGUACCCUUGCUGCCUUUCUGGCCAGCCACAUGUCGAACGAGACUGACCUGUGUCUACAACCACAACAACGUGCAGCCAUCACUACACUGAGCAAACAGACGAUGGCGGGUCUGCUGUCCCUCAAGUCGAACAAACAGUACAGCGAGUACAAGGAUCAGAUCGACAUGGUCUGCGUGUUCGUACAGGAUCCCAUGAUGCAUCUGCACGAUUCACUUGCCUUGGUGGAACAGCUCGUGAAUGCCUUUUUCCCGGACAAGUAUUAUCUCAAGGUCGUCCAGUGGAGAUGAUCAGCUUGGUAUGGAAUGUGAUGGUGUCUUGUUUAGAGACCUGCAUGAAGAUGGUUUAAAAGAGACUAACUACCUGGGCUUUUAUCAACAUUCUGCAUUGUGGUGAUGUUGAAGUGUUUAGUUGGUAUUUCAGGGUUGUUUUACUGGUCAGGAAAUGUCAAAGUCAACUCUGUAAAAAUAAACAGUGAAACCCCUCUAAACCAGACACCUGUGGGACCAAGUAAAAUAUGUGGUUUAUAAAGGGUAUCUGGUUUUGAGGGGUUUUACUGUGGUUGUUUCUGGAAGAAACAUGCAUGAAAUAAGAGUUAUGCAGAGCUAUAUAAUUAGGGGGGGAUGCUUUCUUCUCGUAUUUUUGUGACUUAUUUAAACCAUAAACUUAUUUUUUUCUGAAAACCAUAACUUUGGCCCGAUUGUUAGGACUUGAUGUGUAUGGUUUUUUUUAUAUAUAUAUAUAUAUAUAUAUAUAUAUAUAUAUACUAGGGGUUUUGUUUUGCAUACAGUUUAUGCCCACUUACAUUUAUAUAAAUAGUAAAUAAUGUAUUGAACAUUGCCAGUAUAUGUGUUUCUGUGAAACAGAUCUUUCAAGGUUGUUUAAGGUUUAAAAAUCAAGCCUGUGGGAACAAUAUCUGAAGUGGGGAGCACAAUAUCUAGUGGUGGGGCAUUUUUAUCUUUAUUUAUAUAGAGUAGAACAAAAACAAAGUACAUUUUCAUCGUCAAGUUCGGGGGGGGGGGGGGGGGGGACAGCUUGGGUUCCUACAGGCCUGGUAAUAAAUUAAACCUCUAUCAAUAUGAUCCCAGUAUUGGUUUUGUCAAGUUGGGUUAAUAAAGAUUUUUUGUUGUUGUUAAAGUUUGGUUAAAUUAGUUCAGAACAGAAUACUCAUAAAACUGACUUUCUCAGCAGUGGUUUAAAUAUGAGACACUUGAACUCAAAUAAACUUGGUUUACAAUGAACAAUCGAUUUUGUCAGAAUCAUCAUAAAUCAUCCAUUGUGUGUUUUUGUUGUUUCUGAAUUGAUGAAUUGUUAUGCAUAUCCAAAAAAAGAAGUAGUUACUGUAGUGUAUACAUCAUUAAACUUUAUAUUUAACCAAGUGUAAUCCUAGUAUAUGCAGGCUGGUUUAAAGGCAUACUGUCACGGAUUUAAGGAAUUUGUUUCUCUAAAAAUGGAUAAUAAAUAAAAAUUACAUUAAUUGUUGGAAACCAAAUCUAGCUAUCACAUCACCUUAACUGAACCAUGAUGGA